AUGGUCAAACCCACUACUAUCAAGUUACUUCCAUCUUUGGUUAUAUCCUCUGGUUGGGUUAUCAAACAGCUUGAUGUGCAUAAUGCUUUCUUGAAUGGGUCUUUAUCUGAGACUGUCUAUAUGAAGCAACCACUGGGAUACAUUGAUAAACAAUUUCCCAAUCAUGUUUGUUCAGGUUUCAUUUAUGUUAUUGUUUAUGUUGAUGACAUUCUUGUAAUGGGCAAUGAUCAAGGUUUUAUCAGCUCCCUUCUAACUGCUUUAUCAUCUGCAUUCAAGAUUAGGGAUCUUGGUGAACUUGGUUUCUUCCUAGGGAUUGAAACAAUCAAGUGUAAGGAUGAAAUUUUUCUCUCUCAACAAAGAUACAUGACAGAUAUCUUAAAACGUGCUGGCAUGACAUACUGUAAACCUCUAGCCACUCAUAUGUCUGCUUAUAAACCCACUAUCUCCAAUGCUAAUUUAUAUGACGAUGCCACACGAUAUAGAAGUCUGGCAGGUGCUUUACAAUAUCUUACAGUUUCCCGCCUAGACUUGUCCUUUGCAUUAAAUCAGCUGUGUCAGCACAUGCAUGCACCUACAGUCUCGCAUUGA
Molecule: messenger RNA, 588 nt
Organism: Ipomoea nil (Japanese morning glory)
Lineage: Eukaryota; Viridiplantae; Streptophyta; Magnoliopsida; Solanales; Convolvulaceae
Exons: 2
Coding region: 1-588 (195 amino acids)
Source: RefSeq, a predicted model, not a curated record